Messenger RNA from Drechmeria coniospora, 1965 nucleotides. Its product is annotated as putative GAL4-like transcriptional activator. Lineage: Eukaryota; Fungi; Ascomycota; Sordariomycetes; Hypocreales; Ophiocordycipitaceae. The record is from RefSeq and is a predicted model, not a curated record. Gene Ontology annotation, molecular function: sequence-specific DNA binding; zinc ion binding; DNA-binding transcription factor activity, RNA polymerase II-specific. Gene Ontology annotation, biological process: DNA-templated transcription; positive regulation of transcription by RNA polymerase II. The coding region runs from base 1 to 1965 and encodes 654 amino acids. The transcript has 6 exons.
AUGCCCCGGAACAGCUUCUCUCGAAAUCCGGUGCUCCGCGUCUCGAGGCCAGUGUCUGCCUGCUCGCGCUGUCGCAACGCCAAGGUCAAGUGUGACGGCAAGCUUCCGGCCUGUACGGCUUGCGAAAAGGCUGGCCGUGAGAAUGAGUGCUCCAAUGUGAACGACCAGUUUGCCCGGGGCAAGGAGCGGAGUUACGUUGCCGCCCUCGAGUCGCGCAUCGAGAAGCUCGAGAGACGUCUUCAGUUUGCGAGCUCCCGAAAAGCCUCGGUUGCCUUCCACGAGCAUGAUGCGUCUGCCGUCACCGAGGUCGACAGAAGAGACUCCCUCGCCACCAUCCGCGCAGCCAUCUAUCGCAAAGCCGCUCGGAGCCGCGAGAACCGCGACCUCAACGCCAUCGUCUCCGACUUUGGCCUCCUGUCCGUCGACGCCACGACGCGCGAUUUCGAACCUUCCGCCAGCAAGUUCACCUUCGCCAGAGUGGUCCUGGCCGCGACAACCGUCGAUGAUAUCCCCGACCCCACACAGCAGCAGCUGCCCAGCAGGCAGGCGGCCCAAGCUCUCGUCCAGCACUUUCUCGCCAACAUUUACUCCCUCUAUCCCUUCUUCUCGGAGACAGCCCUCUGGACCGUUCUCGACGACGUCUAUCGCCAGGAUGAGCGUGCCAUCAUCGACGCCGACUACUGGCUCCUCUACAUGGUGCUCGCCAUCGCCUCGUCCUCGCAGAGCCGGAGAAUCGACGACCAAAUGUAUCACGACGGCGUCGGCUUCGUCUCGCAGGCCCUGCUCUACGCCGACAAGGCUCUCGCCCCGGGAUGCGUCACCCAGAUCCAAUCCCUCCUCUUGCUGACCCUCUAUUCCAUGCUCGACUCGGCCCAUUUCGACAGCUGGCACGUCAUCGGCUUCACCACCCGAGCCGUCGUCGACAUUGGCUUUCACCAAGAUCCCCCGUCCUCGUCCCUCUCCGACAAGGCUGCCUUGGACAUGCGCCGCAAGAUUUUCUACUCGGCCUACGCGCUCGAUCGCACCAUCAGCAUGGCUCAUGCGCGAUCCUUCUCCUUCACCAACGACUCCGUCAACGUCGCCUUUCCGAGCACGUCGAGCAUCGGUCGCAAGUCGGUGACGGCACCCAUCGCAGGCCCUCAGUCUGCCGAUCCCGCCCUGCUGCUUUUUCAACUGCGACGAGCCCAAUCCUUCUGGUAUCAGGAGCUGUGCCAAUCGAAAGCCGAGCCGCUGGAAGACUCGUCGUACAUUUGGCAGUGGUGCCUGGAGAUGCGGGAGUGGGGUGAUUCCUUACCCGCCGCGCUGCCGGCCGCCAUGCGCCGCAUGUUCGAGCAGGAACUGUGGUACAGCUACGUUUAUUGCAUCGCCCCGUCGGGGAGGACGCGAGAGGUCACGGACUACACCCGCACUCUGAUAUUCGAAUACGCCCUGGCAUACCUCGGCAGCAUGCACGAGACGGCACAGGGCGGCCUGAACAGCGCCUUCUACACCUACCAAGACGCCCUCAAGGUCUUCUUUAUGGCCAGCCAGCUCAACGCAGUUUUGCUUGCCGCCGAAGACGUUCUGCUGUCUGGAGCGCACGUUUCUCCUCCCCCAACCAUGCCGGGUUCGACCCCUGCGCCGCCGAUCCCUCGCCGUCGUAUCCAUUCUGGCGCCCCAACAGACGACAACACGGCCAGGAGCAUCUGGUGCCUCGAGCGCGUUCCCCAGAUACUUGCCCUCUACGGCGCACGCUGGAAAGAAGCUGUCAUGCUCAAGCAGCACUUCGAGUUCGUCUCCGCCGACGCGCUCGACCGUCUUCGGGCGCGUCAGCAGAUGCAGAUGCCGCUGCCUCUGCCUCUGCAGUCGCACCCGGGCCAGUAUCAGAAUGGCGACCCGGCGCUUUCUCCGCCAAUUCACCCUCCUGUGCAGGGUCAGCAGCCGAGGAUGGACAUGAACUGGGCCGAAGGCUACCCAACUAUGUGA